AGAAGCAAGACCAGAAGAGGGCCUCGACGGAAGGGCGCCCGAUGACGUCGUCGGCGGCAGUUCCUCCCUGCUCGAAGAGCGAUCAACAUGGCUUCCCGCCCACAAAUCACCAGACGGUGGAGGCAGCGGUGGCGGCCGAAGCCGGAACAGCUUGCCCGUGGCCCAGCCGCCGGUGUCCCACGGUGCUCGGGGUCCUGGUCGGCUCUUGCUCCUUCCAGGAGGCAGCAUGGCCCGCGGCCUGAGCCCCGACGAGUACGAUCAUCUGCUGCGGAGUCCUAACGUCCGAAACGUCACUACGCAGCUCGGUCAGACCAUGUACCUGCACUGCGUCGUGGACUCGGCUUCGGACCGAAUGAAGGCGCACCGACAAAUAGUGUCGUGGAUCCGACUGCGUGACUUUCACCUGCUGACCGUGGGCCUGACGCGUUACACGUCGGACGAGCGGUUCCAGACGGUGCACAUGCAGUUCUCCAACAACUGGGCGCUGCAAAUACGCGACGCGCAGCUCAGGGACGCCGGCCUUUACGAGUGCUUGGUCAACUCGGACCCGCCCCUUCGGCAGGUCGUCUCGCUGCGCGUCGUCGUGCCCAAGGCCCACAUCCUUGGCGGACCGGACUUGCACGUCGAGGCCGGCUCGGCGCUGAACCUGACGUGCAGCAUCAGCGAGAGCCCCGAAGCCCCGGCGUUCGUCUUCUGGUACCACCAGUCGCGCCUGAUCAACUUCGAGCGCGGCGGCCGCGUGAGCGUGGCCAAGGGCCCCAACGGCACGGCCGUGUCGCGCCUCCUGCUGCCAGCCGUGGACGCCGCGGACUCGGGCAACUACACCUGCAAGCCGGCCAACGCCAACGCCACCUGGGUGCUCGUGCACGUGCUCGAGAGCCACCGGCGGCUGGCCGCCGUGCAGAAUGACGCCGGCGGCAUGGCGCUCACGGCGGCCGCGACGCCCCACUGCGCGGCGGCCUGCUCCCUGCUGCCGCUGCUCGUGUCACUGCUGGUGCAGUGGCUGCUGGCCUGCGCCCACCACUGCGGUUCCAGGUGACCAGCCGCUGGGGACACGCGCAGUCUGUAAAUAACGUGGGUCGCGGCAAAUCAUGUCCGGUUCCCGGUCAUCAACAGAUUACAGUCCUUCUAGGAGACUGGAACCAAGGAUGAUUCUUCCCAGUCGAACCUGAAGCCAGGCGAGGAGGAUGAGUACCAAGAACAGUCACUGAACGGGUGAAAACCACUUGUGCGGACCAUGCAACGGUCAGCACCAAGCGCUUUUUGUGUUGCCCGCGUCACUGGAUACAGACAUUGCGGUCACCAAGGCCGGCACCAUUGCAGCGGCGGCAGCAGUGCUCGAUACCGAUGAAACCAUCGAUGAACGCUCUACAGAUGCUGCCAUUGUUAGCCGUCUCCCGCCCCCGCCGGUGCGAUCUACCGACAAGCAUGUCCGCACUCUUCUCGUCAACCCCCUCGUGUGUGUGCGUGUGUGCGUGCGCGUGCGUUGUUUUACUUCGUUUCACGUUGUUCUCAUUUCGUUCGUAAGUAAGUGCGUACGCUUGUGUCCACGGGUGUUGUGAACGCGCACAAUCGUUCAGACGCCAGCGCUUUUGCGUCCCAGUGACUCGGCCAGCAUCGACCAUGUGGAACAGACGCCGGAACACCGGUAGAACUGCCGCUGGCUUCGAUCGUCGCGAGUUCGCCGGGGAGACGCAAGACGGACGUCGAACACGGAUAGACUCCGUUGAACGUCCUCGCAUUGUACAUAUGUAGAGAUGACGACAAAUGUUUCUUGUUGCUAUCGCUCUUGUUCGCUCUGUUCUCGUGCGCUUAUUAUGCGUUUUGUUGACAGCUGCAGGUAAGAGCUGAUGUCCGCAGGAAGUAAUAGAGCGUACGUUGUGAAGUCUAAUGUUGUCCAGCGUGUAUUUGUGCCCGGCCGCGGUAUCCUCUGGCGUGUGUGUUGGUGCGCAUCAUUCCGUACCGUUCCGAAGGCGCCCGCGAUGUUUCCAUUGUUCGACAGUGCUUGCGUCAUAUUGCUUGGAGAUUUUCUUCGUCGGCAACAGAUGGUUGAGUCUGCACCCGGAGCUGAAGUGCGGUGCUACGUGUACUAUAACGUUGGGUGUCAUUGCCACCAUCGUUUGAAAUUCUAGUGCUCUCUUUCUUUUUGCGUGCGCUGUCGUUGGAGGAAAGACUCACCCUGCCGUUUCGGCGAGACACAUGUGAUACGGGAGAUGGCGUAAAGUUUAAUUCAAAUUCUGAUAAAGGGUGCGCUAAGUUUCUUUUAGUACGGAACGGCUAGAGUUUCGUUGUUCAGCGACGCGUUGCAGGUAAGCGUAAUAGCGAAAAGUCGUCGGCACUGAUGGCAGUUACUAUGCGAUACAUGUCUCGCGCUAUGAUUAUUUUUGUUAACGAUAUAUUACUUGGCUAGAGACAUGAUCAAAGCUGCGUCACUGCUUUCUGCAAGUAUGCCGGAGGAGUGUAAGCUUCGCAGGACGCAGUAUUGUCAGAGUAUGCUGGAGCGGUAUUUUGAUAUUAUUACUACCUCGUUAUCUCGGAUCUGAGUUGAAGUGCAGCUGGUAAGGUAUCGGCCAGAAAAUGGUCGUAUUUGGCUGCCAAGCAUCGUUUCCGUGCUAACACACUUAUGCCUAAUAUUGCAGUCCCCGUGGCGACUUAUAGGUAAAAACAAGAAUAAAUAAAAAAGAAUACGAGCAGUUUGUUUCAGGGGACAGUACGGAUGAAUUCUGAUUGGAUGGUACCGACUUCAUUUUUAACACACUAAGAGUCCUUUUCCUGACACGCUACACAAUUUGACCCGAAUGUGCAGCGAACGAAUCCUUACUAGUUUAGUCAUUGAAAGGGACUCUGACGUGAUCCCCUACAAAAGAGAAACGUCUUGUGCGAAAAAAUAUUGCAGCAGGGUAAGCGAUGAUUGGUACCAAUAGGUAUUUGGUAUUAUUGAAGAUGUGCUGCUUCACACUUGCGCAGUAGAUUUUGUCGUGGUCGGAGUUGUGCUACGAUGUUAAAUGAACUUUAUCGAUUUUAGUUCUGGCUCUCAGUUAGAGCACCUUCGCACGUAACGUUGUCCAAGCCGCCGAAAGAACACUGUUUUUUUUUUUUGAUGAAAUGAACGUGAAGUGCAGUCAUGGGUCGCUGAUUAGUUGUAUUUCGCGUUAUUUGCGGAGCACGUUAUACGGCUCCGAAGUGUGCACGAAGCCAAGCAUAUUGAUUUUAUUUUGACACUGGAUGAAUUUUACUUGGUGCGUGUCUGUGGUUCCAUUAUUUUAUGUUGUGCGCCUGUCAGCAAGGCAAUACUUGUUUUCAGGCUUUUCAUGCAAGUGCCAGAACGGUAAUGUGUGUAUGUUUUUUUUGUUUCCAGGAGCAUUACUUCAGUCGCGUAUUUCGUAAAGGUUGUGCGUUGUGGCCGCUACACUUUCAGUGCACAAGGUUUGCCGUGAAGGCUACGUGUAAGCGAAAGGAAGGGGCGGUGUUAUUAAGUCAGGAUGCGCCAGGGGAGCUUUCGAAAUGCAGCGUUAUAAACGAAAUAACUGAACGUUUGUUCAAAUGGUUUCCCUGCUUGUAUCACGCCUAACGGAAGCCUUAUGGAGAAAAACAGUUCAAAUUGGCUUGCUGUCUCUUUAUUGGCCCACUUAUAAAGCAUUUUGACGGAGUUCUGUGUUGAGCAAGUAUUUAAGGUGUCAUUAAAUUUUAUUAUAAUUAUUUUCGUUUAUGUACCGAAAGCUUUCACAGUGGUCAAUCAAUGUGGUGGAGGGCUUGCGUAAAAAUAACGUAUCAAAGAAAGUUGUGUUUAGUGUUCUCAAACUUCGCAGUGGGUUAUGACAGACGCCGUAUGUUGGAGGGCGCAGAAUAAAUUCGACCCCAUAGGUUUCUAUUUUUUAUUGUUCAGCGAGAGCGUGAUAAAAAAAGAUACAUUUCACAAUAAACUCAUAUAAAUCCUGUCUUAACCGGUUCGUGUGGUAUAACUUCAGCAAUCGCACCGUCGACGCAGUUACGCGUUUGCGUCUUGUUAAUAAAAUAAAAAAAAUACAGCCGGGGUUAUCAACAUCCUUAGCUUCUUUACUGUUUCUUCAGUAGAGUUAUCGAACGCAUUCGGGCAGUAACUGUCUGGAAGUACAUUUCCGCGAGAAUCGGUCGUAGGCUUUUAUUAGGAUCAGAGCUGGCUCUUUGAACAAGGUGGUUGUGAAAGCAGAACAAAAAGGAGCACUGCGACCAGCGGCGAAGUACGUCUGAACUGAACUUUCGAAAUAAAUCGAGAUAAACGCAUCUUUUAAAGUGGCACCUGUUAAUCUGCGCCUGUGUCGUAACGCAGUGAAGAAUGAUUAUCACUGAAAAGAAAAUGCGGGAGAGAAGCCACUAAAAGCGCGAAUGAGGGAGCGCGCUCCUAUGCGCGAUAAUCGCACGACACUAGUUUAUUAUUAUUGUUAGUAUUAUUCUCAUUUUCAGCCGAGGUGUACGUUUGUCUGAUUUCUAUGUAUAGGCGCUCCCGGGCCAAAGCUAUGGGGCUUCUUAAUUAGACAAUUUCGCAGACCACUGCGCCUGGAGGGACCUGGUUAGAGUAACCUGGUUAGGGUAUCUGUGAAACGUCAAACGCGUCUGCACCGCUACAUUGCUGUUUGAGCAUUGCUUGAGCUUCAUCGUGCUUUGCCCAAGGCCGUUGGAAGUCAUCUGCCGUUAAGAGCCCAAAGAUUUGGGGCGACAAUGCCUCCGGUAAAAUUGCCUUUGCCCUAGGGAGGUAUGGUGCAGUACACCAGAAGCGUGCCUGCUUUUGCCGCCGCGUGGUACAUGACAACAAGCCUUGUGCACUGAGUGGUGUGUCGGUAAUGUACGGGUAAGUCAGCGACGUUCGGGUCAUGGUUUCUAGUCCGCAAUUUGUUCUUUGUUUUAAUAGUUCUUUUUUUGUUAACCGUUCGUCUCCGCCUCUUUCUGCUAGCCGGAAAAUGUGUUGGUCGUCAACUGGGUUGCCGAAACUGUAGUCCGUGUUUGAGUCAGGGCAUUUGUUCCUAGUGUCGUCUUCUCUAAGUCCGUCGUAGUCCGUUGUUGUUAUUUUUUUCGUGUUUUGUUUACAUUUUAUCUUUCCGUUCUUCGCAUAUUUUUGCGGGUCACUUAAGCUAGUCCAUAUUUUUUUAAAAUUUCCAAUGUGGUCUGCAAUAUCGUUACCGAAGUGACGCCAUUUUCAGUUUUAAACCACAUUUUGGUAGAGGCAAACUUUCUGAGCCCGAUGAAAGGUUCUGGAGGUUCACGGUGAUUCGAAAUAUACACACUGAUAGCUAUGGCUAUGCAUUUUUAGUACCACAUUCUUCCUUACCGAAGGAACAUUUCAAGGAGGAUGAACGUCGUUACUGUUUUACGUGUUCUGCAUCUCUACUUCGCAUCUACUUAGCCUUUUGUUCCUACUUCACGAUCGCGUGUUGUGUAUGUCUCGAGUUGUUCAUUGGAUCACUAUUUAUAAAACAUUUUACUUCGCUCACGCUCUUUAAACAUUGUCACCUGCUUUGCGGGAGCGCAGGUCAGACGUGAAGCUCAUUAAAGGGACACUAAAGGCCAACAACUAAGUAAGUUCAAACAUUUAAAUUAUUUCUUGAAAACCAACAUUUUUGUCUCAUGACAAAAAUUGUUGAUUAAGCUGCAGAGGCUUUAUUCAGUUUCGCGCCGUAACUUCAGCGCCGAUGUGUCAACGUGACGUCGGAUUUCAACUAUGUUCGCAAACUACUAGGUUGAAUGCCUGCUUCCUUUAGAAUGCAAUGUAGUCUGCCUUUACUGAUAAUGAGUUGUUCCGAGAAGGCGCUGCCAAAUUCAUGACGUCACAAGGAGCCGGUGCGGGAACUUCAUGGCAGAGUCGCUACUCGUCUUACGUUUUUGCUUUGUUUCCCGCUUAUCCGUAGCGGGCUCUUCAGCAGGCAGUUUUGCUAUCCUGUCGCAGUUAAAAAACUGUUGAAGUCACGCGUCACGGUAAGGGUGAUUUACCUAUACAUUAUAACUUACUUUUACUCAUUAGUGUCCCUAUAAGGAAUCUCACGUGAUAACCUGCGCUCAUAUAUCGUGUGUUCACUUUUGCCAUGACGCGGGCCACAUGCUUGCUCAUUGUUUUGAACCAACUCUUGUAGCUUUUGGUGGUGACAAAAUGAACCCAGAGCGAUUUUAAGUUGAUUGUUGAUUUAAUUGUAUUUCGUCUUUCGAAAAUUGCAACGUACACCUACCAACAUUUUCUGAUGUCAAGCGUGGCCCGGGUACCCCAACUGCCACCCUGAUGCAUCAAAUAUUGCUUAUAUUUGUCAAAUGAUGAAAAAAUUAGCCAGUUAUGAAAUAAAAAAAACGCUGUCGUAAUCGAGCGCGUGCUUAUAACACGAGCUGUUACAGACAAAAGAAGCACGUGGCCUUUCUAAAGGUAUUAGGUGCUCGAAAUGGGGACGCAUGAUGGGCAACAUGCAAUUAUUAAGACGAUGUCGAUUGGCCACAGGUGAGCACCACAACUUGGUUAUUUGACGCAGAAGUUAGUGAAAGGUAUCCGCAUUACACCAGCUGUGUGAGCUGUCGAAGGUUACCAAUAAAUGCAACCCUCGCUUGUGAUUCGUGUAUUAUUAUGAUGGAAGUAGAAACAGCUCUGGGCAGCGAUAUUAGAUAACUCGUCUAGUAUUUACCUGCGAUUUCGAGCGCCGCUGAAGUAUGGCGUCUUUCCGUUUCUCUGCCGGGUCCACUCGGACAGACCCUGUCGUGGGCGCCACCACUCGGCACGACGUGUGGACGCCGAUAACGGUACCCGCUGAUCAAUCGACCACUGGGCCUCUUCGAUUACCCUUCCACGAGAGUCUCGAACUGCACGAGGCGGUGCUUGCAGCCAGUGAGCGUCGCAUACGCACUGCCUCGAGCAGUCCUUGACAGUCUGGCAAGACAGAUCGGAUAGGCCCACUCCCCGUUGCUUUCCACGAGGUGGCCCGAUCUCGGAGACCACGCAAUGCGUGAACUGUCCGCAUAGGCUGCCUCGUGGUGGCGCUCACCACGGGUGUAUUUAGAGGAGUCGCGUCAAACGAACGAAGGGGGUGACGCUUGGUGUAGCAGCAGUUAAACAACUGACGCGCCACAUCAUAAACAAGUAAUCCAAAGGCGUUGGCCCUUUUUGAGUAUUCUGUUCUUGCAGAUGACUUUGCACCAAAAAAAAGAAAAAAAAAACACUGAGGAAUAUGCAGGAAGGGAUGUCAUGGCCUGUCAUUCAUGGUACUGGGAUUGCUAUUCGUAAGGGUUAAUGAUUUCCACCUAGGGUGUAUGUGGUGCCACCUGUCACAAAUCUUUAAUACUCACUUGUCUGGAACCGAACAAGAGGGCCACGGCGUCAUGCAGUGGCCCACAUUCACACACUACCGUACUACGAUUACGGUCACGUUGUUUGUACAUAAGAAACAGGAAUGCGAAGCCGCGUGUGCUAAGCGGCAUUUGUGUAUAGUCGCCGUGCAAGAGAAGAGAA
Molecule: messenger RNA, 7459 nt
Organism: Dermacentor albipictus
Lineage: Eukaryota; Metazoa; Arthropoda; Arachnida; Ixodida; Ixodidae
Source: RefSeq, a predicted model, not a curated record